UAUUUGAUUAUUAAAAAUUGAUUAUUCAUAUCGAUUUUUCAAUUAAUUCAAAAUGUGUCUCCAUACAUCAGUAGUUUUCAGCUGUUUUCGUCAAGACUAGUGAACAAUCACUCAAAAAUGUACGUGCACUGAAAGUGCAAAGCGGCCCCUCUUGUUAUGCAAAUGCAAUUACAUUUAACAGACGCAGACGCACAAUAACACUACCAUUCAGUAGCGCAGAGACACAAACCCAAGCAGAGAAAAUUUGAUCUAGAACUCAUAUUUUUCCCCGCUCUCGUUACCCAUAACUGCAGCGUCACACAGUUGGUCGGGAUAGAUCAGUGAAGAAGCUACGGGAGGUAUUUCCUUUCACUUGAGAAAGAAAAGCGGACAGCACACGGACAGACGGACAGACGGAGACACCGGCGCGCUUGCUUCUGACCGGCUUCAGUUAUUCGAGCCCUCAUUCAUCUUGCUUAUGGGCGCAACACAGACCGAGCCAACCCUGAAGUUGGGUAAACUGGAAAUGGCACGCCAGAGGCUGCUACAGCGUUAUGAGCACCAGCCCUUUGUCUCCUGUCUAGCUGGACUGUACGGCUGCCAGUGGAGGCGUUACCAGAUCACACAUGCUCAGCCUGGACACUGCUGCUGCUCUAAGCUGGAGUGUGGCAGUUUUGCUCUGAUCGUUCUGACAUUUUGUCUCAGUCUGGUGUUCCUGUACUUCUGGAGUGAAGCACAGAAUGACUACAAUGACUUUGACUGGUUUAAUUUUGGUAAUCUGGGCUUCUGGUUUCCAUGGUCCAUAGUUUUGUUGAUUCUUGCUGUUUUUUUGUUCACUUAUGUUGCUGUUCUGCUGCUGCUGGCAGUUUGUCUUCUCUCAGAUGGCCAGAGAUUAUAUUUACACUGGUGUCACAAGAUCGGGAUCUCAGUGACUUUGAUUCUCUCCAUUGUGGCCUCAUCUGUUCUCACAGAUUUAUGGAGCAAAGAGUGGAUGACUGUACUUUUAUCUUUUCAGGUAACUGCUCCAUAUCUACACAUAGGUGGUGUAGUUUUAAUGACUCUAUUAUCUUGGCCAAUAGCCUUGCAUGUCUUCCGUAUCAAUAUGAGAGUGAGAGGGAUGGCCAUCAUUGUGCUGUACAUAACUGUUCUAGUGACUCUGUUUUUGGUUCCUCUGGGCAUGUACUCCCCCUGCAUUAAAGAGAGGAGCAGUCUGGGAACAGCUCCUGCUUUAAUUGGACACAGGGGAGCACCAAUGGUACACUUCGUUAUUCUUCUUAGGCUUUUCAGGUUCAAGCACCAACCUUUGAAUAUUAAUGUUUUUUUCUAUGUUAAUAUACUUCUUUUUAUUGAUUACAGAAAAUACGCUGCUGCUAACAUCAGCACCAACCUGUAUGUGAUCAGCCAGCCGUGGCUGUAUUCUCUUGCCUGGUGCGCAGGGGCUCAUUCUGUCGCCACUAAUGCUGUUCACAUCCUCAAGAACCUGCAAAGACCGCUCUUUCUCAUGACACCGGAUGAGUACAGGCUUAUGUGGACUCUUACUGACAUCACUUCCCUUAUUCUUGUCGUGAUUAUCUUUGUGUUUCACUGGUGGAGGGAGCGUGGGUUGGCUCUCAGUGUGGACAGCAGUUCAGUAAUUGAGAGUGGGUCCUACAGACAGUUCAGGACAGAUAUGAAUGAUGUGUGGUCUUUAUCCAACAUGAGUGCCUCUGACAAGCAAGAACCAUCUCUUUGAAGUGCAUGAUGAAGUGUUCUGGUU
Sinocyclocheilus grahami is the source of this 1735-nucleotide messenger RNA. Its product is annotated as glycerophosphodiester phosphodiesterase domain-containing protein 5-like. Bases 458 to 1711 code for a protein of 417 amino acids. The transcript has 12 exons. Gene Ontology annotation, molecular function: glycerophosphodiester phosphodiesterase activity. Gene Ontology annotation, cellular component: membrane. The record is from RefSeq and is a predicted model, not a curated record. Lineage: Eukaryota; Metazoa; Chordata; Actinopteri; Cypriniformes; Cyprinidae.